AUGAGCGAUGCCAUGUAUAUCACGACUCGCGUUCCGGAGGAGCAAGUUGCAAGGACAGUUAAAUUUGGCCGUGAUGGAGAGCCCAUAAGUGACACGCCCGCCUCCCACCCGAUUGGAACAACCGUUCGUGUCUGCGAUUUUCUAAAAUCGUUACCUGUGAGGAGACAAGAAGCAGAGAAAAAAUCGACAAAAUCCAUUCUCGCUAUAAAGAAGCUCCUUCGGGGAUAUGCUAUAGCAAGGCCAAAAACACGUUUGUCGAUGAGAGUAUUGAAAUCCAAAGAGAAGGACUGGGUUUAUGCGCCUAGCCAAAAACCCUCCGUACCUGAUGCAAUCCUCCAAGUUAUUGGCUCUACGGUGAUUUCAAGCUGUAUUUCCUCGAACGCUUCCUAUCCAAUUCCGGGAGAAAAAGACAGUCCAGACUCCAUGGUGGAAAACUACGAUACCCCCACUAUCCACAUGUCUGUCAUUGUACCUAAACCUGAAGCAGAAUGUAUGGCCAGAAUUAACCACAAAGGGCAAUUUGUCAUUGUUGAUGCCCGCCCGCUUCUGACCUGCAUGGGCUUUGGUAAGGAAGUGUUUAAACUCUUCAAAUCAUAUUACAAAAAGGCCAUAGAUUACAAUAUACUUGAAGAUCCCUUCAUGUUUUUAUCCUUGGAUUGUCCUCCCGGCAUAUAUGAUGCGAACAUCGAACCUUCUAAGGAUGACAUUUUGUUCGAAGAUAAUCAGGCAGUCCUCCAGAUAAUCGAGAGCGUUUUCAUGGGUAUCUACAGUCUUGAAACUUCUACCAUUAUACCCACUCCUGAUACCCGGCAGAGUUAUUCUAGUAACCAGUUAACCAUUGACAUUAGUAGUCCAGCAUCUACUAAAAACUGCGGUCGUUUCCGCCCUAAUAAAACACUUACGCCUACCGUUAAUCCAUGGACACUAUCUCUUGCUUCCCAGCGACUACGUGAUCCGGAAUCUCAGCUUUUAACUCCGCAGCGCGAAACCCAGGCUCCACAAAAGAAUAUACUCCCAAGAAGUCCAAACAUUAGGGCGAAAAAUAGCAGAAUCUCCAUGCGGCAAGCUACACUCAGUCUGCAUGGCAAUGGUAGGGUGUCACUAUUCAAUACACAGAGCCGACAACGAAAAAGGAAUGGCUCGCCUAGAAUGGCGACCCCACCACAAGUGCCUGCACCCAAUAUCCCCCGCAGUAUUGAGGCUUCCUUACAGACAGCAGAGGGAAAUUCAACCAGAGGAAAUGAGGGAACGUAUGUAAUACGGCCCGCCCCCCAGGUACCGCCACUUUUAAGGACCUGUUCUGCAGCCACACGCCGACAGGAACCUAUAGCUGUUACUUUUCCCAGAUCUAACGAUCCAAUACCCCCAAACCCACGCUCUAUAAGCGAAGUAUUACGUCGCAAUCAUGGGAGUGACCACGAAAACUCGGGCUAUUGUGAAAUACGUCCCUACAGAUUAAAUGUUCCUAGCGGCUCACAGCUACACGCAGUUUCGACUAAUCUUAAAUCCAAAUUUCAACCUGGUCUAAACCAAAAAUUUAACGACCUAACCAGCUACGGGAAGAAUAACUUUUCUAUAGAAAUGAUUCGAGAUCAAGAUAAACCUCCGAUGGAAUGCAUGCCAUCAAUGGACCCAGUGUAUGAAACAACAAUACCUAAUGGCGGUGAAAUCAUACAGCUGGCAGAUUCAAUCAAACGACUGGUUAAUACGGACCAAUAUGUGAAGUCAGGGUCUCUCAUGGCAGCAUUCUCGCCGGUCGAUUCAACAAGUAGCAUUAGCUACUGGACCAACGAGCUUCAUAAUCUGGCCAAAAAGCCCUCGUUCCAACGCCAGUUGAGGCAACUAUCAUUCCUAACUCCGGGCAAUCCAUCCAAAUGAAAACCCCAUACAGUAUGUGCAUACUAUUGUUAUAUAUAGAGGUCUAUAGCAUACAGCUACAUUAUGAAGACGUGAUGAGGGGGCAGCAUAUCAUAAGACUUGUUCUAUUAAUUGGCAAUGAUUGGUCCCUGACUGUAAUAACAACAUAUCGCAUGAACCCUGGUUAAAGCCAACGUUUACUAAGUGCAGGGCGCUUAAACCUCCCUGGGUGUAAUGGGCGCUUAAGCGUGGUCAGCAAAAGCACACCCCUUGCCAGGGGCGGCGUAGAAUACACAUAAAUCCCCCCAGUUUCCUCUACACAUUUAAACUAUUCUUCCUUAUUUCCGAGCCAGGUCACUGAACAGAUUCCAAGUUUUGAUCUCACUAUUUCAAUGUCACAAUAUCUCCCUUACCCACGAUAGCUUCAACGACACCACCGGCCACAGCUACGGCUACGAUCCCAACACCGGCUUCUACC
This is a messenger RNA of Trichophyton rubrum CBS 118892, 2335 nucleotides long. RefSeq lists its product as uncharacterized. Gene Ontology annotation, biological process: mismatch repair. The transcript is spliced from 3 exons. Gene Ontology annotation, cellular component: MutLalpha complex. Bases 1 to 1878 code for a protein of 625 amino acids. The record is from RefSeq and is a predicted model, not a curated record. Lineage: Eukaryota; Fungi; Ascomycota; Eurotiomycetes; Onygenales; Arthrodermataceae. Gene Ontology annotation, molecular function: mismatched DNA binding; ATP binding; ATP-dependent DNA damage sensor activity.